Adineta ricciae is the source of this 1524-nucleotide messenger RNA. The record is from the annotation of a GenBank genome assembly. Lineage: Eukaryota; Metazoa; Rotifera; Eurotatoria; Adinetida; Adinetidae.
AUGCCGUUUGUGAAGAUGGAAUCGUCGUUUCUUCCUUCUCCAUCACCGACGAGAAGUACCUCCGCUUCGACUUCUUCCCCAACAUCGCCACCAACAGCAACAACGGUCAUGAUCAUCAAUGAUCUGAUUCUACGUGUAAAAUUGAAUUAUCCUUACAAGGAGAUUCGUGAUUUUUACAAUGAAUUAUCAACGCCAAAUGAAGAUAAGGCUAUUGGUAAUCCAACGUUAUCUAUAUUACAACUCUACGCAUUACACGCACUCAACACUCCCGUCGAUAUGAGUAAUCAGAGUGUACGUACCGUUUAUCGGCCGAUAUUGAACAUACAUCGGAACGAUGAAUUUAGUCCAUUUAAGCAUAAUUUUCUUUUGAAUUUACUCGAUAUCGAAUAUACUAUUGAUGGAGAAAAUGGUGGUCAAUUUCCAGUACUAUGGAAAACAACAUUUGACACUAAUGUGACUGUUCGGUUGAUCGAAUCGAACAGUACCGACAAUUGCCAAACGACAUCGGCAGCAAAUGUCAAUAAAUACAAUAGUCCUACGACAUUAUUAGACUUAUUUAAGACGAUUUGUCGAGAACAGAAGUACGACGAAUCACAUGCAACUCUGUGGGAACAUAGUUUCAAAGCUGAACAUAUCAAUACACUCAAUCACUUACGAAGCGUGACAAAGAGUAGUUGGGAGAAACUCUCGAGAGUUCCCGAAGUUGUGAAACAAUUAAUCAAGAAUUACAUUGAAAUGAAUGUAGAUACUGCUGUCAGUGGAUUGAAUCCGCGAGCGAGUGAUCCAUAUCAACAUUCGAAAGCAACAUUAUUUGCUGAUAUUCAUCGAGUUCGUCGAUACUUUUAUUAUGCCAUACAAAAACUUCAUUUACUUGCAUAUCUCUCACGGCAGGCAGUGACUUUAGCAAUUGAAGAGGUUAAAAAAACAUAUGACGACGACGGGAAUAUUUUGAUUAACAUCCAAAACUAUCUCAAUACAUUCUGUUUAGAAAAUCGACUCGAAGACGUAGCUUCGUAUGAACAGAAGAAGGCUGACUGGCAACGCGAAUUAGAUAGAUUAACGCAGGCUGAGUUGAACAAUGAAGACAAGGUAACGAAAUUAAAAGCCGAAGUUCAGAAAGCUGAGGAAAAAUGGAAACAAUCGGAAGAACGUAGAGAACGUGUAUGUCACAGUACGAAUGAGGAACUGUUGAAUAAACAAAUUCAGACGAUAUUGCAAAGGAGAACUAUGAACGAACGUGAAAGACAAGCGAAUAUACAAGAAGCAAAUCGAAUUAGAGCUGAUCAUGAACAGAAGAGACGAGAAGCAGAUGAGAACGCCAGACGAGAUUUCAACGAAUACAAUGAAAAGAAAGAAGAGCACUGGAAUUUAAUUGCGCAAAUACCAAGUGAAAAGGCUCAAAUUGAACAUCUACAAAGUUUAAUUGACAUGAAAUUCGAAGAAGCAGAGAAGAAAUUGAUGGUCAAAUAUGGACGAGGAUUGUUACUCUACGGACCACCUGGCACAGGCAUGUCGUUCUUAUAG